Molecule: messenger RNA, 759 nt
Organism: Eurytemora carolleeae
Lineage: Eukaryota; Metazoa; Arthropoda; Copepoda; Calanoida; Temoridae
Exons: 9
Coding region: 353-742 (129 amino acids)
Source: RefSeq, a predicted model, not a curated record
AAUCUCUACCCUGGGGGUUGAUGGAAAUGCAAAACCACGGUCUGUAACAGUUCGUGGUUUUCUAGUUUUGGUUGGAUUUUAUGGAUUUUUAAUCACAAGUAUUUAUAAAAGUGGUUUAGUAGCCAACCUAACACAGCCACCCCUAUCAGAUGUUCCGAAUUCUCUUGAUGAGUUGAUCAAAUCUCCAGACUUCAGUUGGGGGAUAGUGGACAGUGGGAGCAUUGUUUCCGACCUGUUUUCUACAUCAGAUCUUCCAAUUUACAAAAAAAUAUUCUCUGGAUUGAAUGUGUGCCCCAGUUCUUUAGAGUGCUUGCAAAAAUCUGUCAAAGAAAGAUUUGCGUACAUUGAUUUUAUGGCAUAUCAGCAGGAUCUUAUUACAAAAAACUUUGUUGACAUCAAUAGGAAGAAACUACUUAUACAGGCCCGGGAAGUAUUUAACAGUCCUGCUCCUGAAGCCUGGGCCUUGAAACCUGGAGCUUUAUUUAGACCAGUUCUAAACAAUAUCUUUCACAGGCUUAAUCAGGCUGGGAUUCCUGGUAAAUGGGAGUCAGAGCUGCUGAGUAGAUCAGCAGCUGCAGGGGUUGAAGCUGCUCAGGAGAAGCUGCAUAGUUCAACAGGAGCUUCUGAGGAGAGGCUUAAUCUCUACCAUCUUCAGGCCGCCUUUUUGGUGCUUUUUGGCGGAAUCCUUUUAUCCUUGGUCGUAUUUUUGCUAGAAAUAUGCUUUAUGUUUGUUUGCAAAUAAAUAGUUUUAAACAUUUU